Messenger RNA from Morone saxatilis (striped sea-bass), 1623 nucleotides. RefSeq names its product C-type lectin domain family 4 member E-like. The transcript has 6 exons. Bases 288 to 1052 code for a protein of 254 amino acids. The record is from RefSeq and is a predicted model, not a curated record. Lineage: Eukaryota; Metazoa; Chordata; Actinopteri; Moronidae.
UCUCCUCUUUUUUAGGAAAACAACAAAAUGCUGAAGUUCUUUAGUUGUAAGUACAGGAUAGUUUAAGGGAACACUGCUUCUCUGAGCACAUUUGUUACAGCACUGCAGCAGUGUUGUAGGCAGGGGGACGUGCCUCGAUAAAUCAACCAGCAGGGACAGAUUUAAUUUCAAGGAGAAAUAUUGCUGCUUGGGAGAGGAGAUACCGAAGCCUUUAGGGACCAGAGGAGGUACAGUACAGUGCGAAGGGAGAAAGAGUGAGAAAGAGUGCUAACAAGGGCAUCACAGCCAUGGAGGAAAACUACACCAGCCUGCAGGAGCUCACAGACCAACCCACACCUGGAGGGAACAGGCCUUUUAUUGAACAGAGUAACGACUCCCGGGGACUGAGGCGGGGCAUUGAGUGUUUGAGGGGUCAGACGGCUCUCCUGAUGGUUAUUGCCUUUUUGGCCUCCAUCUGCGCCAACAUCGUACUCACUGUCCUGUUGAUUGGCAGGUCGGUGCCAGGUGCACCCCAAGACUCCUCAACUCUGGGUUUGAAACUAACCUCAGUGCAGAGACGUUACAUCCAGCUGUGUGAGGACUACACCGCCCUGGGGCAGAACUGUUCAAAGACAGUUAAGUCAUGCAGGCAGUGUCCUGAAGGAUGGCUGCAUGUCGGAGAUCAGUGUUACUACUUCAGCAGUGACAAGCUGGACUGGCUGAAGAGCAGAGACAGCUGUGCAGAGAUGGGCAGUCACCUUACCAUACUGCACACCAUGGAACAGCAUGACGGUCUGGAAAAAGAAGUCAGGAAAAUUGGUGGAUUUGAUUACCACUUCUGGAUCGGCCUGUCUGAUAUAGAGAAAGAGGGAGACUGGAGAUGGGUGGACAACUCAACAUUGCAACACAAAUAUUGGGAUCAGUGGAGCUCAGAGCCAGAUAACCACCAGUCAGGAGGGGAACACGGAGAGGACUGUGCCACCUUAAACAGCCACUCAAAGACAUGGUUUGAUGUUCCUUGUGAUUACAUUUAUAAAAGGAUCUGUCAAAUGGAUGUCAUUCAGUUCAACUGAGUCUUCAUACAGCUGAAAAUACUGCAGAAGGUCUGGAAACUACACAAGGUUGUAGCAGAAAACCCUGAAUUUAAUGGAUAGAAAAGGAUGUGACAGAAAAUUUAACUUGUACAUCUUGUACACCAUUGUAUUGAGAUACCUUGUAUUAGAGGAAAUAACCAGGGAGUAAGUUGUAUUGAAUGAGUAUGUACGUUUAAGUAAAUCUAAAAAGAAAAAUAUUUCAUUAAAAGAGAAGAUUUUACACAAGGAUGUUUUUUUAACUGAGAUUUUAACAAUGAUGUCAGCUGACCAUUUUUGGUGUGUGUCCAUUUACAAUUAAUUAGCCUAUUAUUGGAUUUAGUUUUGAGAUCACAUGUUAGAUCAACCAGGGAAAACUAAAGGUGUUCACUUUGCAGCGUUUAAUGCCAUGAAUGUUGUCACUGUGUCCGAGAAGUUUGAUGCAUGAUUAUCACAAUUCAAAAAUUGAGCUGCAAAUUACUUAAUAAUAAUAACACUGUUGCUUCCGUGCACUAUAGUUCAGAUUUUUGAGACUAAAUGUAUGCCAAUAAAAUUGUCUUUUUUAUAUAUCUUA